AUGGGACUUUCAGAUAUCAAAAAUGCCAUGAAGAAGUUGCAGGUGUCUUCCAAGGAGCCUUCCAAGCCUGCCGAUGACCUCUUUGCGAACCCAAUCGCAGUCGCCGAACCUGCCAAAAUCUUUGCUAGAGCCAAACACCAACAACCUCCACAAGGCUGUAAACAACUGGAAUGUGAUGCUCCCAUCCACACAAACAAUUUCUAUAACAAUUUGACGUUGGAGGACCAGACGUUCCCGGUGUGGACCCAACCGUACUCCCUUUGGUUGACGAAAGAUCCAGACCAAGAUGCUGGAUUUGCCUUCAACCACACCGAGGCGUCUCAGCGGGUGUUUGGUCCCGACCCAGGCUCGCAGCCGGCUCAGUACUAUUUCAAUCCUCCGCGAAUCAAGUCAUUUGUGGUGGGUGGUGAAGGGUUUGAUACUACAAACAUCCGCUUAUCUUUGGAAAAUCACUCCAAAAUGGCUGUCACCGCUGUUUUGAAGCGAGGAUCGGACUCGGGAAGCAUCCAGUUCCCCUUGGCCUACGGAAUGGGUUUUGUGACGGCAAUUUACAAUGGCAUCAAGCCAAUAAUUGCUUCUCAAGUUGGAGUUCAUCAUUUCGAUAAAAAAGGCUCGGUGGGAAGCGUCGACAAGUACCGGGUCGAAUUGUUCAACCAGGUGGUUUGGACGAUGUACGUUAGUGGGCAGAAGCCGGAGUUUUGCUUGAAGGACGGAAGAAUCGUGGGAAAUCUGUGUGGACAAUUCGUGGUGCAAAUUUGCCGGGGUGAAUCUAGUCACUAUGACGAAUCCGCCGGGACAUAUGCCACCAGUUGCACGCUCUCUGGGAAGGUGAGUUCAAAGGAUGGUAGAAGUUGCAAGUAUAACUUCAAGUAUGGAAUUGGGGGCAAUUCCAAGAGUAAUAAGCUUGUGAUCUGGUGUUUACCUCAUCACCAAGAAGCAUUGACCAAAGACACCAGAAACACCGAUACAAACAUGCGACUUGAUUCAACCACCAAGGGUAUUAUGCGGGCUUACUUGACCAAUGACUUGGCUAUGGAAGAAACGAAUUUACCUACUCAAAUAAACUGGGAACCAUGGUCCGAAGUGUCGAGCUUCAAAGGAGAAGCCAAGUACUCAAAGUCAGCUUUGGAUGCCAUAAGAAAUGCAGCGGAAAAAGAAGUGGACCAGGACGUUAUUGGAAUGGCUGAUAUCGAUUCCAUGUAUACGUCUGGAAAGAUCUUGGACAAGUUUGCCUAUAUUCUUUAUGUGUGCCAUUUUGUGUUAAAGGACGACAAACUAACUAAGAAGCUUUUCCCGCAGAUUACCAAGGCCAUUGAAAUCUUUUCAUCCAAUAAGCAGAAAUUCCCGUUGCUCUACGAUACAUCUUGGAAAGGGUUGAUUUCGUCUGCUGAUCCAGGGGCAGACUUCGGAAAUGCAAACUACAAUGACCACCACUUCCACUACGGAUAUCACAUCCAUGCCGUGGCCUUAGUAGCAUAUGUUGAUAAAUCCUUCAACGGCGGCAAAUGGUUUUCCUGUUCCAAUGUUAAGAACUACACUGAUACUUUGAUUCGUGAUGUUGCCAAUCCGUCGACCCAAGACCCGUUUUUUCCCCAGUUCAGAAGUUUUGACUGGUUUCACGGCCAUUCGUUUGCCCAUGGGAUUUUUGCUUCCGGGGAUGGCAAAGAUGAAGAGUCUUCAUCGGAGGACUAUCACUGCUACUACGGAAUGAAGUUAUUUGCUAAGAUCACGGGCGAUGCGGCGAUGGAGAGCCGGGCAAACUUGAUUCUUUCCAUCAUGAGACGUAGUAUGAACAUGUACAUGCUUUACUCCGAUGACAACCAAAUCCAACCACCGAACUUCAUUGGCAAUAAGGUGGCGGGGAUUUCGUUUGAAAACAAAAUCGAUUUUGCCACGUACUUCGGCAGAGGAACCAUUGGCAACGAAUGGAUCCAUGGUAUUCAUAUGUUGCCUAUUACCCCAAUGUCGUCAUACAUUCGUGGAGAAAAAUUUGUUCGCGAAGAGUGGCAGCAGAUUUUGCAGCCGAUCGUCGAGCGCAUCCCCGACGGAUGGAAAGGAAUAUUGAUGCUCAACCUUGCAUUAUGUGACCCCAAACUGGCAUGGAAAUGGUUUUCAGGUGAUGACUGGAAUGAUGCGCUUAUUGAUAAUGGAAUGUCUAGAACUUGGUCGCUUGCUUACAUUGCUGCCGUAGGUGGUAUUUAAUUAGUAAUAUAGCCGGGUAAAAAGCAAAAGUUCUGCGCGUUCCUGUUCGGUGUUUGAGAGAGACGGCCGAAGCAAUUCAGUAUAAAUGACGUGCGCCGCUUCUAUGAAUUGAAAUCCUAACAUCGAACUCCAACCUCAUUGCUUCGACAAAAAUGCCAUCUGUACUUAUUGCCCUCCCAUCUUACCACGGACCUUUCUUCAACGAUGGUACCACCACCGGUACCUUCGCGGUCGAAGUCAUCCACCCAUUCGAGGCUUUCAAAGCCAAAGGGUACGACAUUGACUUUGCUUCAAGAACCGGUUCCUUCGGCUAUGACGACCAUUCUCUUACCGAAGACUUCCUCAAAGGUGAUGACAAGGCCAUUUUGGAAGACCCCAACUCCGAAUAUAAUAUCACUCUUAAGAAAAUCAAGAAGGCCUCGGAUGUAAAUCCUAAAGACUACGACAUUUUCUUUGCCGUUGGGGGCUACGGAGCAAGUUUCGACUUUCCUACUGCCACCGAUGUGGUGAAGGUGGCGGAAGACAUUUACGCCAACGGUGGUGUUGUUGCAGCUGUUUGUCAUGGUCCAGCUAUUUUCACCAAUAUGAAGGAUCCUAGUACCGGAAAGCCACUUAUUGCUGGUAAGAACGUCACGGGAUUCACUGAUGAAGGAGAAAAGUUGUUUGAUACCGACAAACCUUUGGUCAAGUACAACCUUGACACCAUGGAGGGUGUUGCCAAAAAGACAGGUGCUAACUUCAAGUUACCAGGUGCUCCAUUUGAUGAUUUUACUGUUACUGACGGUAGAGUGGUGACGGGGGUUAACCCUGCAUCUGCUGGGUCUACCGCCCGGGCUGCCAUUAUUGCUUCUCAACAGUAGCUAGUUAGGAUUGAAUAAAUAUUGACUUUCGGAGUUUAUGUGAAAUUGGGUGAGGUGAUGGGGGCUUAAGUAGCGCGGCCGAUGUCCUAUAACCGAUAUGAAUUACUAUGUAAUUUUAGCCCAAUUUAUAUAAUGAAUGUUAGCUUAUUAGAUGAACAAGGAUAACACCGAGACCAAAGCAAGGAAUGACACGGAGUACUUUGAGGCAGCGCCUUCGUAGGUUUGACUGACAGUU
Messenger RNA from Yamadazyma tenuis ATCC 10573, 3297 nucleotides. NCBI's taxonomy places the organism in Eukaryota, Fungi, Ascomycota, Pichiomycetes, Serinales, Debaryomycetaceae. The record is from RefSeq and is a predicted model, not a curated record.